Molecule: messenger RNA, 827 nt
Organism: Prosopis cineraria
Lineage: Eukaryota; Viridiplantae; Streptophyta; Magnoliopsida; Fabales; Fabaceae
Exons: 2
Coding region: 114-827 (237 amino acids)
Source: RefSeq, a predicted model, not a curated record
GUGAUGUUUGCCUUCUUUGCAAUAUUGUGAUGUAUGAUAUUUUAUCUUCAUAGCAAUUGAUUGUGUUAUGAUAUGUUAAAACUAAUGAUAAUUUUUGCUGUUUAAGUAAGAUCAUGACAGGUGGCGAUUCUACAAAGUCAACCCAUCAUGUUUGGACACCUGAAGAAGACUCUCUUCUUGUGCAAUCCUUGCUUCAGCUUCAUGAUGAUGGGACCUUGGUUGCAGAUAAUGGGUUUAAGGCUGGAGGUUUAAAGAAGUUGCAAAGAAUGAUAGAGGAGAAGUCACCUGGAUGCGGGAUACUAGCUGUACCUCACAUUCAAUCUCAUUUGAAGACCUUGAAGACUAGUUGGCAGGUCAUAUAUGAUAUGUUAUAUGGCUCAAACACAUCUGGAUUUGGUUGGGACCCCGACAAACAAUGUGUCACAGCAGACAAGGAAGUGUGGGAUGAGUAUGUUAAGAGCCAUAAAAAAGCUGCUCAUUUCAAGAACAAACCCUUUCCUCUCUUUGAUGCACUAUGCUCUAUAUUUGGAAAAGAUAGAGCUGUAGGAAAAGGGUCACUUUCAAGCAAUGAUGUGCAUGAGGUUGAAGCUGAUACAGAGUUUGAUACAAUAGCUACUAAUGUUGAUGAAGAUACUAUGGAUAUUGGACUAGAGAUGGAUCCAUCAAUUACAUUCUCAGACCAUCCAUCAGAAAACACAAAUGUUGGCACUUCUAAGUCUAAGAAAAGGAAAAGAACUAGUCAAGAUCGUGAUGAGUUUUUGACUGAGGCACUUAAAGAGAUGUUAGCAGCUACUUCCAAGACAUCAAGGAUUCCUCUGCCCAAUUAG